This is a messenger RNA of Nilaparvata lugens (brown planthopper), 774 nucleotides long. RefSeq lists its product as uncharacterized. The transcript has 3 exons. The record is from RefSeq and is a predicted model, not a curated record. NCBI's taxonomy places the organism in Eukaryota, Metazoa, Arthropoda, Insecta, Hemiptera, Delphacidae. Bases 139 to 594 code for a protein of 151 amino acids.
UCCAAUUCGCAUUUCAGCUCACCUUUCACUGCUGAGCUGGUCGUUUUCGUCCGCUUCGCGCUCGCCUGCGUGUGUGUGCGUCGGUGCGUCUACUAACAUGCUGCUAACGAUCAAUCCACUCCGCCGCUCCAAACAGUCAUGCCAAACACUGUAGCCUCUAUUAUGCUUUCAUCCAGCAUCAUAUUUUUGGUUAUGUUCAUUUCAGUUGCAUCAGCCGGGUCAACAGGGGGCAGGAAUGAGACAGUAGGUCUGAGCUGCUACCAGUGUGUGAGGCAGACGGAUGAUCCCUGCACGCCGCAAGACCUCAGACCUUGUCCGAAGAGGAGCGAUCGCUGUGUCACUCACAUUCAGAAAGAUGAGAACACGGGCUUCAUGAUCAAGAGAGAAUGUGGAUUGGGACCAUGUCAGUUUGAUGAUGAAAUGGCGCGGAAGGGUUUGGGCCUGGACAGAUGUGACAGAACAAGAAAACAGUAUUUUUGCGUGCAUUGCUGCAAAGAAAGUGGAUGUAAUGGUGUAACUGACAUUCAUUCAACUUCUCAGUUGAAAGUGUAUCUCUUGUUCCCUCUUCUAAGUUUGUCAAUGAUUAAACUGUGAUAAAAAUGAAAGGAAAUUCUUGGAGUUCCAAUGACCUAUGGACUCAGAGUGUAUAUCAAUUUCAUAUUUGAUAUAAAAACUCGCCCAUCACUAAAAUAAGUUAUAGAGGUUGUGAAGAAAUGUUGAAGUUGAGGAAGUUCUCAAAAUAAAGGAGGCUUUGAAACACAAGCGUUACCUCAA